AGUCUGGAAGACACCUCCAGCUCGCCGCCCGCUGCCUGCCGCCACCAUGAUCAUCCCGGUGCGCUGUUUUACCUGUGGCAAGAUCGUCGGCAACAAGUGGGAGGCUUACCUGGGGCUGCUGCAGGCCGAGUACACCGAGGGGGACGCCCUGGAUGCCCUGGGUCUGAAGCGUUACUGCUGCCGUCGUAUGCUGCUAGCACAUGUGGACCUGAUCGAGAAGCUGCUCAACUAUGCUCCCCUGGAGAAAUGACUGCUGGCGCUCACCCUCCCACUCUGCUGACCACAGGCAGGCAGUGUCACACUGGGUUCAAGUGGAGGUGUUGGGACAUCAGGAGAAAUGCCUGCCUGCCGCUGUAUGAGUGCAUACCCCCUACUCUGGACAGAACCGUCUACUAAAGGUCUUUGUAGAA
Messenger RNA from Castor canadensis (American beaver), 410 nucleotides. It is a transcript of the gene Polr2l, whose product is annotated as RNA polymerase II, I and III subunit L. Gene Ontology annotation, biological process: transcription by RNA polymerase I; tRNA transcription by RNA polymerase III; transcription by RNA polymerase II. The record is from RefSeq and is a predicted model, not a curated record. Lineage: Eukaryota; Metazoa; Chordata; Mammalia; Rodentia; Castoridae. Gene Ontology annotation, cellular component: RNA polymerase I complex; RNA polymerase III complex; RNA polymerase II, core complex. Gene Ontology annotation, molecular function: DNA binding; zinc ion binding.